Glossina fuscipes is the source of this 3331-nucleotide messenger RNA. Its product is annotated as nose resistant to fluoxetine protein 6. The record is from RefSeq and is a predicted model, not a curated record. Gene Ontology annotation, molecular function: acyltransferase activity, transferring groups other than amino-acyl groups. The transcript is spliced from 7 exons. The coding region runs from base 800 to 3217 and encodes 805 amino acids. Lineage: Eukaryota; Metazoa; Arthropoda; Insecta; Diptera; Glossinidae.
UUCAUUCAAAAUCAGAGUCAGUCAGUUGGUUUGCGUUGCAACAAACCGAUAACGAAAAUGAAAACAACAGCAUUUAAGCUUGAACUUUUCGCCGACGAAAGAAGAAAACGGCACUUCAGUUCACUUUCAUUUGUCGUACGGUUAGGUUUAAAGCAAACCCAAAUUUUAGUUUUAAAACGAUCUAAAAGAGAAGUACUUUCUGAUUUCAUUGCUGAUGAUCAUCUCUCCGCUGUAAUCUAAUACUAAAAUGCGUAUAGGGAUGUGUACUUUACUCUUUCUCGCACUUGCGUAUACGUUUCAUUAGUUUAUAGCUUAACUUUGUAAUAAAACCCUAAAAACGCGCGCAGGCGCAAUUCGUUAACAGGCAAUCACCUAAAUUGGUUGUCUACGAUAGGCGCGCGGAAACUUUUUCAAACAUCGCUCACAUUUACAUAACGUGUCAAAGAGUCAAAGAACAAUUCAUAAACGUUUUGUAAGAGAACUUCUCCGUAUGUAUGUAUGUAUGGCACAAAAAUUAAAUGCUUAAAAUAUAAUCCAAAAAAAAAAAAAAAAAAAAAUUCACAUAAUACAUGAAAUAUAUGAAUGCAUAAAUGAUUUCAUAACAAGUGUUUAUAUAUGUGAAUGCCGUAAUUAUUAGAAAGUGAAAGUGUCAUUAAAUGAAUUUACAUAAAUAGUUCAUCAACGAAAAGAAGAAGAAAAAAAAAAAAAAAAAAAAAAAACAAUAAAUAUAUAUGUGUAUGUAUAUUGAUAAAAAUCAAGGAAGAAAAUUUAUAAAUCGGCAAAUCAUUCAUGCUUCAAUAUGUUUACAAUUCAUUUAAUUAGUUAUGUCUUAUGCCUUUUGGCUUUUAUAACAGCGGCUCAAAAUACUCAAAAUCUUAUAAAUGGUGAUCAUUUCAUCAACGAUACAGAAGCAACAAUAAGUGAUAUUAUCGAUUUAAAUCGAAAUUCUACAGUCAUUUCAAAAUCGUCAUCCAAUGAUUUUUCAAAUCUUCCUCAGCUACGAGAUGCUCUAAAUAUCUUCGAUAUCAAUUAUUUAGCUAAACAAUGGUUUCACAUUCAAAAGGAUGUUUCUCUAAAUUGUUCAAAGGAUAUUUACAAAUAUUUAAACGCUUUAAAUAACAGUUCGCUGUGGGCAUUAAAAAUGGACGACGCUUCAGGUCAUUAUACUUCAGGUUUUUUUUACGGCAACAAUUAUUGGAUGGGUUCAAUGUCAUUGUGUAAGGCUAUACAUCACGCAGUAGGCCAUGAUCGUGGAAAGAUUGCCGUUAGGAGUAAUGGUCUCCAAUUCUCUAAAGAUAAUAUAUACACCUAUCCAUCUAUAUACAAUGAUAAUCCACCAUUCAUGCCAGGAUUUUUUAUAAUUAAAAUAUUUUUCAACGAAACUUAUCCAAUAAAAGUGACUAGAACGAUUUAUGCUGGCGUUUGUUUGCCUUCAACUUGUGAUCGUGUCGAUGUCAAAGAACUAUUUCGGAAGGCGCAAAAACAAUUAGACAGUCGUCAGAUUCGUGUUAUUGAUGUGCGAAUGCCUACCGAUCAAAAAUUCAAUCUUUAUGAAGAUCGAACGUUUUGGAUUUUAGCUAUUGUUUCUGCGAUUGUCUUCAUUUUGAUAUUGAGCGGUACCGUGUAUGAAAUUUACGUGAGUAAACGAUUUAAAGAAGUUUUGCGUCAACAGGAUAAAGAGAUGAUGAAUAACAGUGAAACCUCAUCCGGGAUAGGAUGUGCUUCUUCCGAUUAUGGAGACACAGUUACGCGUGAAUCCUUGAAAAAAGAGUCUUUAAAGGAUUUACAAAUAGUUUUAAAUUUGCCAAAGGAUAGAGAAAAUUGUGAAGUGUCCAGCGGCAAUCCGAAUACAAGUUCCGAUGAAUAUCUUGAAGGACAUCUUCAUGAGUCAGAUAAACUGAGUGUAUACUCAGAGCUAUUAUUAUCGUUUUCAGCCAUCACUAAUUUUAAAGCUAUAUGUGAUCACAAUGUCGGAGCCGAUACUUUAGCAUCUAUUCAUGGCUUAAGAGCUUUUUCAAUGUUCUGGGUGAUACUGGGUCACACUUGCAUUGUAGUCUUCAAAUAUUCAGAUAAUAUGGAAAUGCGUAAGGAUGUCGAAAGGAACUUCCUGUUUCAGGCCAUUACAAAUGGUCCGUUUAGUGUUGACACGUUUUUCUUCAUUAGCGGUUGUCUGGUAUCUUACUUGUAUUUCCGUACAAACGCAAAAGGCAAAUUAAAUAAGUUAGCGAAAGGAUCCUCCAAUGAAUGGACUAGAUGUGCAGCUCACUUUUUAGGUCUGGUAGCGUACCGUUUUAUGAGAUUAACUGCUCCGUAUAUGUUUGUAUUGGGUGUAGUUCAAGUCACUAUGAAAUAUUUGGCAGCAACUUCCAUAUUUGAACCGCCAACUAUGGAUCAUUUAACAUGCCCUCACUAUUGGUGGCGCAAUGUGCUUUAUAUUAAUACACUCUUCCCGGUUGAGCAAAUGUGUAUGUUAUGGAGUUGGUAUUUAGCCAACGAUACUCAAUUCUAUAUAAUCGGUGCUAUUAUAUUAAUUAUUGGGGCACGACAUUUCCGAUUAUCAGCUAUCACUACGUGCGCGUUUCUCAUCUUGUCGUGGAUUGUCACUGCUAUUGUUGCGUUCACGAAUAACCAUCGUCCUGACACUGACGAUCCUUUGGCUUUAUUUGAUAAAAUCUAUGAUAAGCCUUGGACUCGCUUGGGACCCUAUCUUAUUGGGAUGGCAGUGGGUUGGACCCUAUUUCGUACAAAUUGUAAAAUACGUUUGCCAAGGAUGGCUGUAGUGACCGCUUGGUCUUUAGCAAUAAUAAAUUUAUUGGUUCUGGUGUUCGGUCUCUAUCGUGCGGAAUUAUCGCAGUUCACUGCUGCGCUCUAUAGUUCAUUAAGUCAUUCGGCUUGGGCUCUAUCAUUGGCCUGGAUUACAAUUGCUUGCUCGACCGGUUAUGGCGGUUUCGUGAAUACUUUACUGUCGGCACCCUGUGUCUAUCCAUUUUCACGGGUCACGUACUGCGCUUAUUUGGUACAUCCAAUUGUUAUACGCUCGAUGGCCUUAAACGCGGAUGCUCCCAUGCAUUUAGGUGGCGAUACAAUGGUCAUUAUGUUUUUUGGUUUCGUAAUCGCAUCAUAUCUUCUAUCGUUUGUUGUCUCAAUAUCAUUUGAAGCACCUGUCGUUACCAUGUUGAAGAUUUUAUCACCUAGUCGAAAAAAACGGCUAGCCUGAGCUCCGCUGAGAUCCGUUGAGACAUCAAAUGAAAUCUAAAUGGAUUAUAUAUUUAUUUUUAAAUGUAAAUAAAUCUACUUUUCUUAAAUUAAUUAAAUAAUGAAUUAAACAAAU